This is a messenger RNA of Heterostelium album PN500, 1749 nucleotides long. RefSeq lists its product as uncharacterized. The transcript has a single exon. The coding region runs from base 1 to 1749 and encodes 582 amino acids. Gene Ontology annotation, molecular function: protein binding. Lineage: Eukaryota; Evosea; Eumycetozoa; Acytosteliales; Acytosteliaceae. The record is from RefSeq and is a predicted model, not a curated record.
AUGAACAACACAAUUUUUUCCAAAGUAUUUAACAAUACGAUUUUAAACAGAUUGAUAUUUGAAAAAGUUAGAUCGAUAGGUGUCACCAUUAACGAUGGUCAGCCAAUUAAAGCAUACAAAUGGAAUCAACUAUUAAAGCAACCAAUCAUUUUGAUAACUUACAAUUAUCUCGAUUUACUCAAGUUAUAUUUCAAUGACAAGAGCAAUCCAAGAGACACUCUAUCGGAAAACUCUCUUUUUAGAAAAGCAAUAAAGUGUGGUAGUUUGGAGAUGUUUAUUUAUCUUUUGGAAGUCUACAAUUACUUUAGAAAUCCAAAGGGCAUGUUGAAUUCCAAUCUAUUCCUUGCAUGUAUAGGUGAUCGAUUCGAUAUCGUUCAGUACAUAUUCAAACAAUUCAAAGGUUUCGAUUGGAUGUAUAAUGAAGCAAUCGCUAAUGCACCACUGUCUGGGAAUCUACAACUACUCAAGUAUCUUUUCGAGCAAGUGGAGUCAUCCAGACAACAAUGUCCACUACAUUAUUUGAAGAGAGCAUUUAUUAAUUCUUCAUCUGUGGGCAAUGUUGAAAUGUUGCAAUUCCUAAAAUCAAAAUGCAAUGGAUAUGAUCCACCUGACACCAUUAUGGAAAGUUUUAGGCAAUCAAUCGGAAAUGGUCAUUUUGAAGCGGUUGAAUAUCUACUGGGAGAGUACCAACAAUCAUUGGAUGAAGAUAGUCAUCUUGUAGAGUUGGCACUUGAAAAUAAUCAUAUAGAGAUAUUUAAACUGUUGCUACGAUACAAUGUAAGGUAUUUCCCUCAGCUUUCAGUGUGUGCUGCACGUCACAGUUUUGAAAUGUUUCGAUGGGUGUGUGAGAAUACCACUGCUAAUCCGACAAAUUGGAAUAUACAACACACUGUGCAGGCAGUAUUCUCUGGCCAACUCGAUACAGUCAAAUGGAUACAUGAGAAUACAAACGCACCUUGGGAUCAUAUGGCGAUGGAUAUUGCAGCUGGAAAAGGGUACGUCGAAAUUCUCGAGUGGCUCCAUCACAAUCGAACAGAAGGUUGUUCAAAAAUUGCAAUCAUCAAUGCAAUACAGAAUGGACACUUGAAUGUUCUGAAAUUCAUGCUUACAAACCGAACGAAUGUCACAAUUACCUGGGAUGUUGAAGUAACUGCCAAUUUAGAAUUACUUCAAUGGUUGUAUGCCAAUAGCACUGAAGAACUCUCAACGUUUGUCCCUGAUUCCGCCGCCUACAAAGGACAUUUAGACAGUUUAAGAUGGCUUCAUGAAAACACAACAGAACGAUGCAGUCAAAAUAUUGUCGCUACUCUUGCAAGAGUCGGUGAACUCGAAUCGAUCAAAUAUCUCCAUGAGUUCAACAAGUUGUCGAGAUACUAUGUUUUUGACACAACGACAAUGGAUAUUGCGGCAAGUAAUAGACAGUUCCCAGUCGUCGAGUGGUUAUUUGAAAAUCGUUCGGAGGGAUGCACUAUCGAUGCUCUUAAAAUUUCAAUUGAACAUGGUCAAAUCGAAGCAGUUCGAUUACUCUUUGAAAACAGAGAGACUCUCAACCUGGAUAUUAAAACAUUGAAUGUCGUAAAACUUGUAGAUGGUCUUAUCCAAGAGAAUUUCUAUCAGACUCUUGAGUAUCUACUCGACAACAUUCCAUUAUCAAAAGAUCAACUCAUCGAAAUACAACAAUCGGUAUCAUUUGAAGAAUCGCAUGAAUCAAUCAAUGUUAUUAUUUCAUUUAUCGAAAAAUUAAAAUAA